AUGCUAUGGUUAUGCCAUCCACCGAAAGAUCUUGAAAUUGACUUUGUUAUCGGCCACGGGGUAGUGCUUGGUCGUCAAGCACAAAUUAUAACAGAUAAUCGCUCAUGCAAGUGGGUACAAUUUGUGCACACCGACCCAGAGGAGCUGGGGAUGUUCAAAGAUUACGCAGAUGCAGUUUCAAAGGGAGAAGAGAAGCAUCAAACGGAAGUCAAACUCUGCGAAAUGGCCGACUUCGUUGUGGCAGUGGGUCCUAAACUGGCAGAGGCUUAUCGUUCCUACCUUCGACAUUGUGGGAAAGACCGAAAUGUCUUUGAGCUUACACCAGGUAUCUUCAGCGAGUUCUCUAACGUACUGCAAAGCACGCAAGAAGAGGGCAAAUUUCGAGUUUUAUCUUUUGGGCGUGGCGAUGCCGAAGACUUCCACUUGAAGGGAUUUGACGUCGCGGCCAAAGCCGUAGCAAAUCUUCAUAAUGCUCAUCUGAUCUUUGUUGGCGCUGCGAGCAAGGAACAAGACGAAGUGGCAGAGCGUUUGAAGAAAUGCGAUUUACCUCCAAGUCGUCUCAGAGUAAGGGCUUACAAGGAUAAACGAGAAGGCUUAAAACAGCUUUUCUCUGGGGUGGAUCUUGCUUUAAUGCCGUCGAGAACCGAGGGUUUUGGACUCGCCGCUUUGGAAGCCCUAUCUGCAGGACUACCUGUUUUGGUCAGUGCCAAUUCAGGAUUCGGAGAAGCCCUUGGUAAAGUGCCUUUUGGUUCAGGAUGUGUGAUUUCCUCUGACGAUGCUGGAGUAUGGGCUGAAGAAAUCGGCAAGGUGAUGAAAAAGCCAAGAGUCACCCGCUUGGAGGAAUCAAAAUCAAUCCUCGAAAAUUAUGCCAAAAAGUACAACUGGCAGGAACAAACCAAAGAUCUCGUUGAAAAAAUCAUGGCCAUUCGUAAGGGUAGGCAGUUCUAUUGUUAUCUGAUUUUGUGAAAUAAUUCAUAAAUGCAGUCAUAUGCCACCUACAUUUUUCUCAUUUAUUGCUUUAAUUAAUCUGUAUAGUGAUUUUAAAGAUGAAUUGACAAAUCGACAUUAAAUGUUAGGAUUGAAGAAUCAUCAGAGUUAACCAAGGGCCAUUUUGGUUGUGAGUGUUUUGUACAGGCAAUCACAUGAUUUCGAGUGCAAUUUGGGAUGAAUCAGCACAAGUAAAUUUUUUCAAAGGUUAACCAAAUUGUAAUUAAUUUUGUGGUCUUUGAAAAAUUUACAACUAUUUAUUUAUCCCAAAUUGUACGAGAAUAACCGUGUGAUUACUUGUUAGUAUAUACAUGCAAAAAUUUGACUUGCUCUUCCUCUUUUGCGUGUCACCGAGCCACUCCUCCUUGUUCCCGCCUACAAAUGACAGCCUCGACCAAGAUUGGUCUAGAUUUUGAUAGUUGAAUACCUGACGGACAAAAACCACUAGAAGCUCGAAAUUUGUUUACCGAAAAGUGAAGCCUUUUGUCGUUUUACGCUUUUAACUUUUCAAGUUAUUCCACUUCCGCCACGGAAAGAACUACAACUGCGAUAAAGAUUAUAUUCCUUUGUUGUGUUUUGUAUAUUUGGGUUUUGGUUGAGGAAAGCGUCGCAACGGGGAUUUCAGCGAUGGCUGUUUUUGUCUGGUUUAACGGCGAGCAUAAUUAUUUUAAGUUUCAGUCAUACGGCACGGUGACUCAUAAGAUAAAUGUGCACAAGCUUUUAAACAGUUUUCUGACUGUAAAUGAAAAGGGCAAGUUCUAAAGAAAACUUAGUCGUCGUGUUGGUUUUAAAAAGAAGGCUUUAAGCGGGUAUGUUCGUCUAGUAUUCGCCUUCCAAACGCGAAGCCGACUAAAAUACAAACACACAGAAAACAUUAGGUUUUAAAAAAGAUUUUCCGCAACUCCUCAAUCACACUACUUUCUUAUGAAAGGUGAUUUUGUUUUCAGACAUUUUUCCUGUUUUGAGUGUCCUUCAAGAAUUUUGCAUUUUGCUAUUUGGGAGGGAGUAAGGGAGGGUACGAAUAUCUCAAAACCGCACAGAAUAACAUAAGAAAACCGCAAACCGCUUGGUUAUGUAAAACAGCAAGACCGCACCAAAAAUCGAGCAAAACCGCAUCACCGCAAACUUACGCCCCCUGAUUAAUGGCUUUGUUUCUUCUGGUUUCGUUCUUGGAGUGUGGGUCAAAAUGCCGCGUAAAUGAAACUGAAAUCAGACUUGCUUUUUAAUUAUGGUUGCAGGACUUGUGAUUUACGUCUGUUUGCACAUUCUCCACCCUCACCGAAAAAAAUACGGAAAGGAGUUGUCGAUUGUUCUACUGACAGACCGUUAACUCACCUGGCGCUGUUGAUCAAUUUAAUUUCAACUUUCUGCAAUCAAUUUCAACUUUUUGCACUCAAAAAUUUCAACUUUCUGGACUGUUUGGGAUUAAUUGACGUGCUCUGAUCUCAGCCAAUGAGCGUGCUUAAAUUAUUGCACGUAUAUUAUUAGUGUAUCAAUUAUAAGGAACCUCUAAGGUCUGAAAAGCUAGAAAGUAAAAUAAGACGAUUAAAGGGAGCAUUACUAUAUUACAAACGAAACGUUAAUCACUGUCACCGGCCGUACGGUCCUACUCGGGACCAUAGUUACGUAGAUACUCUCGUUUGCAGGGAGGAUUGUAAACAGUCUACUCACUACCAUAUAAAAAUUUGUUAUUUCAGAAUUAGACAUGAUUUCUAUUAACUUUUCUUCUUUUUUUAACUUCAUAUCUAAAACAUAAAUUUCUGCUUUAAUUUCAUUUUUUUAUAGAUUCCCCGCGAACAUCAUCUUCGGACGGCGCUAAGAAGCGAAAAGGAGAUUCUCUAUCAACAGGUGAUUGAAAGGGUAUCAAUACAAGCUAGGAAUAACACAUUAUUUAUAUCACAAAUAGAUAAGUUCAAACCUUUGGUUCUUGUCCUGCUGUUUUUGACCUGACGUCUUAGCUUUCAGAUUAAUAGCCUGUUCCAGGCGUUUAGAUAGUGGUGAGCAAGUUAAAUCGUACGCGGCGAGCCCAAAACGAAACACGAGGGGAGACUGGGCGGGAGCGAGAAAACCCCCCCUUUUCCAGCCCUAUUUUUCCCUCGUCAAUGGAACAGGCUAUCAGAUUAUGUAGGAAGCUUGUACUUCAACCCAGCCGGCACCGGUUUCCGUUGUUUAAAGGGGAAGGAUAAGAGGCAGUUCUCCUGCUUGAAACUGGUGGACAGAAAGGACCUUUCUUCAUUAAAAGUGAACUAAUUAAAUUACCAUUCUUUUCAAAUAGACCAAUAGCCGGUUUUGCCUGUGCGCCUCCACAUCUCCAAAACCGAUGCAUGCUGGGGUCCCAGUGGCGGAUCGAUCUAGGGGAGGGGCCCGGGGAGCCCCCCCUUCCUUAUUUUAGACCAAACUAAAGCCCGGCCCGAAGGGCGGGGCGCUUAUACGGACCUCCCUAAAAAUCACGCCUUAGAUCUUGUUCUUACUUACAUGUUGUACUUUAACUAUUAUGUAGCCACUUACAUGUUUAAAGUUAACGUUCAAUAUAAAGUUACAAAUAACUCGUUAAAAAUAUACCAUGUACGCACCUUGCCUUGGUGGUGAUAAAUUAGUAAAAGCACAAUGAGCAGGAAACCACCACCGCUGUUUUUUCACCAGUUGACCCUGCUUUCCUGUUUCACACUUGUCAUAGCAGGUAACACCGCUGACCAAUAGCUACCACAGGCCUACUAACAAAUUCAGACAGUUUCAAGUUGUCCCCCUCGAUCACCGCUCGUUGAUCCACGUUGCGUCAAGGACCUCUCCAGCGUCAUCAGUUAAAUCCGGUUACCUUCUUUGGUCAAAAAUAAAUCCAAAGCAUUCUUGUAGACAGAUAAAGCCAAAAUACUUGUCUCUAGCGUUUGAGUUGUUAGAUUGGAGAGAUGCUUGCAGAGUGGAAAAGUAUUGUAGACUGAGAAGUUCUUUUAGCUCAAGUUACUUUUUUAAUUGUUCAUAUAUUUAUGUAUAAAAGUAUUUUCUUAUUUAUUAAUAGAUUUAUUUUAGUAUUUUGUUUUUUUGGUCUUCGGAUAUUUAUCUCUAGGUUUGUCAUGCUUUGUUGUAAUACAUGUGACCUUUAGUGUAGCUAAAGUAAGCGUGCCGAGAAGAGUUGUCUCCUUGGUAUGGGCUAUUAAAAGUAAGGGUGGAGAGAGAAAGUCAGAAAUUUGGUUUGAUCAACUAAAUAUUCUGUGAUUAACAGUACCUCUUAAAAUGCUGAGUUUCCUUUCUUUUCUUGUAUUAUUUUUGAUACCUAAAGAAGAGCCAGCUUCAAAAACAAGUAAGACGACAUCAAGUAGCAAUCCCAGUGAUGCUGAUCAUGCAGAAGACGCGACUUCGGAGAAUUCAAUUGACGGUAUAAUGUCUAUAAUCUUGUUGUUAUGUAUGAAUUAAGCUAUUUCGAUAAUAACUCCGUAAAAUAUUUCUAACAUCGGAAAAUAGGUUUUGAAAAUCAAAUGACUUCCAGAUUGCAGACGUACGUAACCAACGUUCAAAACAACUUUAUUUUACUGUUUGGGUAAGGUUAUUAAAUUCAAUUAACAAUUUUCUUUUUUGUGCAGAAACGAAGUCUCGAAAAACUGAAAGUAACCCUCCAGAGGUAGAUGUUGCUGUGCUUACAAAUAAAGAACUUCCUAAAACAUCAAAACGUUUGGAUCUUGAGCAACUGCCAAUCGAUAUUCUGUUGUUGACAGUACAGGACUGUGAGUUUUUAGCCUGUCUUUCCCACCUGACGGGUUUCUCGAGGAUGUUUCAAAAAGACCUUGGCGACGUGUACAUCGGAAAAAUAGGGGAGAUGAAAAUCGCUCUAAUGAAGUGCAGAAUGAGUGCGGCUGGUCCUGGAGGUGCAGCAGGUGUUGUUAGAGACGCAGUCAAAGCCUUAACGCCCAAGGCAGUGUUUUGUGUUGGUUACUGUGGGGGCUUACAACCAGUCAAAGUCAAGCUAGGAGAUGUAGUUAUUUCCGAGGUACUAAUCACAUACGCUCCUUCAAAAGUCACCAAAGAUGGUAUUGAAGAACUUGGCGACCGAGUUCCGCUUAAGCCCAAUCUUGCCAAGCUAAUACUCAAUGCUGCUGCUGGAUGGAGCGCACCGUUGCGGGAUCCAGCAGAAUUAGAGGUGGAACAGGUACGAGGUGCGUUAUUGAGUGGACCACAAGUGGUCGAUGACAAUGAUUUGCGUGAAGCACUUCUCAACCGAUUCCCUGGGGCAAUUGCUAUCGAGAUGGAGGGCGAAGGUAAAGUAAAAUAACAUUUUAUGACAAAAAUUCAUCAUUCUCCAUUCAAGUGACGUAAACUGCGUUAGAAAUGGGCGUAUCGGUUAUCCAAAAAGUUCCGAUCCAUUGAUAAUAAUGCAUUCCCCGUAUGCACCAACGCUCAAAGGUGUUUUAACGUUGUUUAUUAGUGUCCUAAAGUUUUAAAUCCUGUUUUAAUUGGUUUAAAAUGUGUACCAUUCAGACUAACUAGAAAAUAAUCGUAGCGGCUUUUGAUUACUUUCUAACAAUCGCUUGACGUGAAAACUUUGGUGUAAACGAGACACAAGUUUUGAGGCAUUUUUAAACGAAUGGAGAAUUGAACUAAGCUGGCUUCAAUUCUGUUCUAAACCAUACACUUUAAAAAAAUAUAUUUGGGAGCUUGAGCAACUACGAAGGCGCGGAGGGCAAGUGGAACGUCGAAAAAGGAAAACUGCACAUUAGCUGAUUCAAACAAAAAAUCAGCAUACUUUUAGAUCUUUGGUCAAAUUCCAGAUCCUUCUCUUGGAAAUGUCUUAUCUACUACAUGUUAUCUUUACUUUAAGGUGUUUACUCAGCAGCACAUGACCUGAACGUUGAGUGGAUAAUUGUAAAAGGCGUGUCGGACUUCGCAGAUGGCAAAAACUCUGAGAAAAAUGCAUGGCGACCCUUUGCGAGUUUAAUGGCUGCAUCAUUUGUUGCUCAUAUCCUCAGUAAUCCCAUCAUUUUUGAAGACUGGCCUCACUACAAUAAUGGAAAGACGAGUCUACCUCUCUCCUCAGGUGACUACCACACUGACGUGUUUAAUUUUUUUAAAUGA
Messenger RNA from Porites lobata, 6051 nucleotides. Lineage: Eukaryota; Metazoa; Cnidaria; Anthozoa; Scleractinia; Poritidae. The record is from the annotation of a GenBank genome assembly.